AUGUUAAACAACUUCCUUCAUCCAGAACUUGAAAGGCGUCAAGUGAACAUGAGAGACAUUUGGUUUCAUCAGGAUGGUGCCACAGCUCACACGGCGAGAGCAUCCAUGGAAGUGCUUCGACAAAUGUUCCCAGGACAUGUGAUUUCGAGAUUUGGUGAUGUUCACUGGCCCCCUCGCUCACCCGACCUGUCGAUAUGUGACUUCUUCUUGUGGGGAUAUUUGAAAUCAAAAGUGUACAUGAACAAGCCUCGCAGACUCGAUGACCUUAAGAAUUCCAUUCGUCAGGAAAUUGAAGCCGUGCCGAAUGAAAUGAUGGAGAGAGCCGUCCGUAAUUUUCAGAAAAGGAUCAAUAUUUGUAUCCAGCAAGAAGGACGUCAUCUCAAAGACAUUAUUUUCCGAACCUAA
Homalodisca vitripennis (glassy-winged sharpshooter) is the source of this 405-nucleotide messenger RNA. RefSeq lists its product as uncharacterized. Gene Ontology annotation, molecular function: nucleic acid binding. NCBI's taxonomy places the organism in Eukaryota, Metazoa, Arthropoda, Insecta, Hemiptera, Cicadellidae. The transcript has a single exon. The record is from RefSeq and is a predicted model, not a curated record. Bases 1 to 405 code for a protein of 134 amino acids.